Molecule: messenger RNA, 6358 nt
Organism: Epinephelus lanceolatus (giant grouper)
Lineage: Eukaryota; Metazoa; Chordata; Actinopteri; Perciformes; Serranidae
Source: RefSeq, a predicted model, not a curated record
UCUUGGAAAAGAAGAAGUGUUCACUAACAAGGGUUUUAAGAGAGAUUUGUCCAUUGAGUGCAUGAAAAAGUCUUACGUCUUCAACUUAAACCUGUGAAAAAUAGCUGGGUGGACAGGAGAGGGAGGGGGAGAGCUUCAACCCUGGUCUCCCCAGCCGACCCUGAGUUAACCAGCCAGCCAUGGAUGACCGCUCCUCACUUGGAAAAGUCAGCAGCUCUACUGAGUCCGUGGCCACCGUCACCAGUGAGGAGUUUGUUCUGGUACAGUCAAGUGCUGCCGGGUCACCGCAAGGUUCCGAGGGCAAACCAAGACUCAAGAUGGCUAUGAAUGGGAGUGAGCAGCUGGAGAAAGCUAUGGAGGAGGUUUUGGACGAUGAUGAUGAGGUGAAGGUGGAGAAGAGCAACGUGGAAAAGAUGGAGAAGCACAGGGACCCAGAGAGCCGAGUCCUGGAACCCCAGCCUGCAGGUACAGAAGCAUGUCCAGCACCACCAAGCCCCACAGUGCUGGAAGAGGACAGUGUCCAGUUCAACAAGCUGUCCUACCUCGGCUGCACCUGGGUCAAAGCCCCGCGCAACGAGGCAGAGGCACAGAGGGCCAUGGCCACCCUGCGUGCCGAAAGUGCCAUCCCCAUUCCUAUAACCCUGCAUGUGCCCUGUGGAUCAGACGGCUCUGUCAGGAUUGUUGACCAGGCCUCGGGUACAGAGAUCGCCUCAUUUCCCAUCUACAAGGUCUUGUUCUGUGCACGUGGACAGGAGGGUUCGAUAGAAAGUGACUGCUUCUCUUUCACUGAGAGUUACCGGAGCUCUGAGGACUUCCAGAUUCACGUCUUCUCCUGCCACAUCAAAGAGGCCGUCAGUCGUAUCCUGUACAGUUUCUCCACAGCCUUUCGGCGCUCUUCGCGGCCAACAGACAUCAGGGACAUGGCGCUGUCCAGUCCGCCUGACGGCGACCUCUACACCUUCACUGUGUCACUGGAGAUCAAAGAGGAUGAUGGCAAGGGCAACUACAGUCCAGUGCCUAAGGACAGAGAUAAAUUCUACUUCAAGCUGCGACAGGGCGUUCAGAAGAAGGUCGUGGUUUCAGUUCAGCAGCUGUGCAACAAGGAGCUGGGCAUCGAGAGGUGUUUUGGGAUGCUGCUGAGUCCAGGACAGAAAGUCUGCAACAGUGAUAUGCAUCUACUAGACAUGGAGUCGAUGGGAAAGAGCUCCGAUGGGAAGGCCUAUGUAAUCACAGGAACAUGGAACCCCAACAUGCCCGCCUUCCAGCCACUGAAUGAAGACACGCCUAAAGAUAAGCAGGUCUACAUCACAGUGGCAGUGGACCUGGUGGUCACCGAGGUGUUGGAGCCAGUUCGCUUCCUGCUGGAAACUCUGGUCAGGGUAUAUCCAUCAAAUGAACGCUUCUGGUACUUCAGCCGCAAGACCUUCAGUGAGACCUUCUACCUCAAACUCAGACAGCAGGCACCAGAGAGGGUGGGUCAGGGCGACGCUGUGUAUGAAGUGGUGAGUCUUCAGAGGGAGGCAGAGAGAAGCAAUGAAGGACGACUGGCCUCGCCCACUGAGGAAGAGGAGGCUGAUGAAGAUAGCGACAGUGAAAUCUCCAGCGGGACAGGAGAUGUUUCCAAAGACUGUCCUGAGAAAAUCCUGGAGUCCUGGGGAGGAAUCCUCACCAGAUGGCAUGGGAACCUGUCCACCCGUCCGAAGGGUUUGCCCUCGUUGGUUCGCAGUGGCAUUCCUGAGCCACUCAGAGCUGAAGUCUGGCAGCUGCUGGCUGGUUGCCACGACAACCACGACCUGCUUGAGCACUACCGCAUCCUCAUCACCAAGGACUCGGCUCAAGAAGGCGUCAUCACCCGAGACAUCCACCGCACCUUCCCCGCACACGACUACUUCAAGGACUCUGACGGAGAUGGACAGGAUUCACUGUACAAGAUCUGCAAGGCCUACUCUGUCUAUGAUGAGGAAAUUGGUUAUUGCCAGGGUCAAUCGUUCCUCGCUGCUGUUCUCCUGCUGCAUAUGCCAGAGGAACAAGCCUUCUGUGUGUUGGUGAAAAUCAUGUAUGAGUACGGCCUCAGAGCUCUCUACAAAAACAACUUUGAGGAUCUCCACUGCAAGUUCUACCAGCUGGAGAGGCUGAUGCAGGAACAGUUUCCAGACCUGUGGUCCCACUUCCAGGAGCUCAACCUGGAGGCACACAUGUAUGCCUCUCAGUGGUUCCUCACCCUCUUCACUGCCAAGUUCCCCCUGUGCAUGGUUUUCCACAUCACUGACCUGCUGCUCUGUGAGGGUCUGAAUAUCAUCUUCAAUGUAGCCUUGGCCCUGCUCAAGACGUCUAAAGAGGACCUCCUGCAGGCGGACUUCGAAGGGGCUCUGAAGUUCUUCAGAGUCCAGCUCCCUAAACGCUACAGAGCUGCAGAGAACGCCCGCAGGCUUAUGGAGCAGGCCUGCAACAUCAAGGUUCCAACCAAAAAGCUGAAGAAGUUUGAGAAGGAAUAUCAGACACUGCGAGAGAGCCAGCUGCAGCAGGAAGACCCCAUCGACCGAUUCCAGAGGGAGAACCGUCGUCUUCAGGAAGCCAGUAUGCGACUGGAGCAGGAGAAUGACGACUUGGCCCAUGAGCUGGUCACAAGCAAGAUUGCCCUUCGGAACGACCUCGACCAGGCAGAAGACAAGGCCGAUGUUUUGAACAAAGAGCUGCUGAGCACCAAGCAACGCCUGGUGGAGACGGAGGAGGAGAAGAGACGGCAGGAGGAGGAGACGGCGCAGCUGAAGGAAGUGUUCAGGAGGGAGCUAGAAAAAGCAGAGCUGGAGAUCAAGAAAACCACAGCGAUCAUAGCUGAAUACAAACAGAUCUGCUCCCAGCUGAGCACCAGGCUGGAAAAACAGCAGGCAGCAACAAAAGAAGAGCUGGACAUCGUCAGGAGUAAAGUAAUGGGAUGUGACCACUGUAAGGACCUGUUUACAACCCUGGGGUCCCUCCAGGCUUCGUCCCCGGGCAGGGACAAGACAUCCACCGAGCCGCUGGACGAGGAGAAGGACGGACUGAAGGAGCAGCUGAGACAACUGGAGCUGGAGCUGGCACAGACCAAACUGCAACUGGUGGAGGCCAAGUGCCGCAUCCAGGAGCUUGAGCACCAGCGGGGAGUCCUGAUGACCGAGAUCCAGGCUGCCAAGAACUCGUGGUUCAGCAAGACUCUGGGCUCCCUGAAGAGCUCUGCCUCCUCUUCCUCCAGCUCCACAUCCCAGACCCCAUCCUCUCCGAAGGAGGGCCCUGCCUAGACGAACCUGCCUCCGUCUCGUAUUGCCCUGCAGGAUGCACACUAGAGCUAAGGAAGACAAGUUGGAGAAACAAGCAGCGGAGUCAAUGCAGUAUUCCUUUUCCAACCGGUGGUGAAGCAGAGCUCACCAGCUUCUCGGACUGCAAGUAGCUGAAAAGAUGGGGGAGGAAACAGGAGGAGGACUGGACCUGCCACCUGUCUUUCAUUUAAUGUUUACAUUUGAGUGAACUAAAAAAUGUCUGGUGACCUUCUCUGCCUCACAGUUGAUGUGACAAGUAAGGCUUGAUUUAAUGUUCAGUGGUCGUUGCCGACACUGUUUUGUUGAGUUCUUAUAAGAAAGCUAAAUUAACAUACAAAAUAGCAUCCCUCAUGGAGGUGAGUAAUUUAGCUCCACCCCGUGGCCAGACAUUGCUACUACAGUUGUUUUAUUUGUCCUAGAUUAUUUUUACAGAGCUGAGAAUUUACCUUACAUUCACUGUCCACACAAUAUGGACCUCAUUUUCAAUGAUAGUGAUAAAGAUGCAGAGAUAUUAUAAGAUGACUGCACAGAAAUAUAUUGAUCUACAUUAACCAUCUUUAAAGCCACAGCACCCUGAAAAAGGAAUACUGCAUUCAGUCUUAAACAAGAACAACACAAAAGUUGUAUUUCUUUAUAGUAAUAUAACGUAAACAAUGUUGUCAUAUAAAUAUGUAUAACUAAUUAUUGAUUUUUGUAAUAAUCUUGUACAGUUCUUUAAGAGAAGAGAAAAAAACAAGGAAAAGUUCUUUGUUAAUUUUUUUUUUUUUUUUUUUUUUUUUUUACCAUUUGGAAUUUGAAUGUCAUCUCUCUAGAUGUUGACGUAAGCACAGUGUGUGAUCGAUCCGGUCGAGUCCAAACGCUGAAGAACCAAAGUGACAACCUGCAGAGAUCCUAAUGUGCUUAGUGUCCGCGCUGUGUUUUGAGUCAGGGGUUGAUCUGACUUGAGGUGUGUGAUUUAUUUUUUUUUCUUUUAAUCCCAGUUUCAGCUCAUGCCAGUAGAGUUCAAUUGGCUUUUUUUGUAGGUGUGUCACUACCUGCAGAUUUCGAGCAUGCAACCAUCAUUGUGUGAACAGCUCUUUUCCCUUUAUGUGCCCGUUCCAUCCUUUUUAUACUUUUAAUGACUCAGUUGGAAAUACAAUAACAAAAAAAUAUAUACUUAUUUUUUCCUCUUACCUGUAGAGCUGUUUAUCAGUCUAGAUUAUUUUGGUGUGGGUUGCCGAGUGUUGGAGAUAUUGACCGUUGAGAUGUCUGCCUUCUUUUGAAUAUAAUGGAACUAGAUGUUACUUGGCUUGUGGUGCUCAAAACGUCACAAAAAAACUGGAUGAAUCGAAGGCGCUGCCAUCCUGCUUUCAGUGGUCUGCGUGGUCCUGGUUACAUGACUGGAGCAAACAGAAGCAGCUCUGUGGCCUCCAGAGUCACAUAGAGAAGAUGCAGAAGUUCACCAUGUCCAAAGGGGGGCAGGUGACCCAGAUUUUAGUGUCAGAGAUCAUUGUCGGAGACAUUACACAAGUCAAAUAUGGUGACCUCCCUCCUACUGACAGCAUCCUGCUUCAGGCAAACAGUCUCAAGCUUGACGUGAGCUCUCUGACUGGAGAGUCAGACCAUGUCGAAAAAAGUGUCGACAAAGACUCCAACAAGGUCUGUGGAUUAUCUUGAGUAAGCGGGUCAUGAUUUCUGGAAAGAGACAUUGCUAUUGGGUUUUCAAGUGUAUUUUUUGGUAAUGUGAGCGCCACAAGCCUGAGUGCCGUCAUCUCUGUGGCUGAUAUCUCCAACACUCCGCAACUCACACCAAACCAAUCUAGACUGACAAAUAGCACUACGGGUAAGAAGACAAAUAUGUUUUUUAAGUUGCACAAAUUGUCUCUGGUGUCUGCAGACAGACAUUUCAGUUUGAGACUUUGAGGCUUUUGAUUUUCUGGCUUCUACAGAGCCUGAUAAUCCAUCACAGUAAUCGUGAAGACACUGUAUCUGUUUGUUUUAUUAACGCAAUGCAGACAACACCCACUGAAUGUAUUGCAAGUCAUCACCCCUUCAUACCGGUCGGAAUUUGCCGUCGAUACCACAUACCCAGUCCAGUGUAUGUCCUGCAGUAUCUCUUACAUAGCACAAUUCAUCCCUAAAUAAACGCCUUGCAUAACAUUAAUAAGCAAGAUUAAGUUGUAAUAUUCUCUCGUCAUUGCCAAACAGUCCUCGGGCCAUUUGCACAGCUGUGCCAACGCCUUCUUUGCCCUGUCAGGUUAAAAUAACACGCUUUUAAUUAAUCCUUUACGCAAUGAGAACAGCAUGUGGAUACCUUAAUCUUUCUUGUGUCCAUGGCGGACCGCUGGCUGUGUUGCUCAGUGCUAACUCUUCAGUAUUAACUGAAUUUAAUAACAGCCAACUACUAAGGUUGAAAGCUGGAUGUUGAGAGAUCUUCAGCAGUAUGCAGGUAAAUCUGGUAGAUUUCUGUGAGAAGUAAAAUCCACAUGUGCUAGACAAAUUAAUGUCUCACUUAUAGUUACAUGGGACCGCUAACUAAAAAGAUUAAUCUAAAUAUGAGACAAACACUGUACUUAUUGCAACGCUAAUAUCUACAGUAAGAGUGAGGACCAUAGCCAGUGAUCUAAGGACACAAGGAUUAUUUUGUUGUACGUGUACCAAGUUGACAAAUACAACAAUUAGCCAUAAAGUCUGUGUUUUGCUUUAACAUGUCUGCAUGUCAACGCUGUGCUCGCAGGCAGACAGCUGCAGCUUAGGUGCCAAACGUCCUGCUUUAUUCUCCACUCUGGUUGUCACUGAAAUCAGCCUUUGGACUCUGACCCAGCCCAUGUGUACUUGUUCGUGUGUGUGAGUGUGUGUUCAUGGAUGUGUGUGUGUGUGUACAUGUGCGUUCUGCACUGUAACUCACGUGGUUGAAGUUGAAACGUUUUCUUCUUCACGUGGCUGCCUUUUUUUCUGUUGAUGACUGAAGCCGUUGGCUGGUGAGAGGAAAGCCGUUUCCACAGUUUGAAAUGUCGGAGAGCGUCAGCUGUGCCAUAAGAGCUCCGUCCCCCGGUGGUCUUCCUCCGUUAUCCCAUCGACCU